AUGUUUGUCUCACGGUGGUUGACUUUUGCAAGCAUCGUUGGUACUGCAUUUGCAGUGCCAGGGCAAUCUCUUGCUAAAAGAACUACUGUUAGUGAUAUUCUAACAGACAUUGAGGAUGCUACCACUUGCACUGCAUGCGAGGCCUUGCUCGUUAUUCUGCAGGCUUUGGCUCACCUCGGUAACGAUGACUUUGUAGAUGUCAUCACAGAUGUCUGCGAAUUGGCUGGUAUUGAUGACGAUGAUGUGUGCGCGGGCGCAAUCUCUCGUGAGGGCCCAAUUCUGGCUCAUGACCUUCGCAACAUGGAUGUGCCCUCUCACACUGCCACUCUUUUCUGCACCACCAUCUUUGGACUCUGCAGCUAUCCUGCUGUGACAGAGUACACAAUUGAUUUCCCCUCUGCGAAGCCAGCCAACGCAACUCGACCAGAGUCCAGUGGGGAAACUCCCAUUAAAGUUGUCCAUAUCAGUGAUAUCCAUGUUGAUCUUGAAUACGAGGAUGGCGCAAACUACAACUGUACCAAGAGUAUUUGCUGCCGUCCAUACACUACUGCUGAUUCUCCUGGAAACACUGACUACCCUGCCGGUGAAUAUGGAAACCACAACUGCGACUCUCCAUUGACCCUGGAGGAGAGCAUGUAUGAAGCUAUCGCGGAAUACUUCUCCGAUGCAUCUUUCACUAUUUUCACUGGUGAUGUUGUUGAGGGUGCAGUUUGGGCUACCAACGAGACUAAUGUGAUUGCUGAUCUCAACGAUGCUUACGAGACCCGGAUGCCCAACUAUCUCAACCUGGUCUACGGAGUUAUUGGAAACCAUGACGUUAAUCCCGUCAACUCUUUCCCUCCUGCUGCUAUUGAUACUACCAUCUCCAGUCAGUGGGUCUAUGACACUCUAUCCUCCGACUGGACGCAGUGGAUUGGCUCAACUGCCGCUACCACUGCUGACGACUAUGGUGCUUAUUCCGUGAAAUAUUCCGGAGGCAACCUUCGCAUUAUCUCCUUCAACAGCAACUUCUACUACAAGGAGAACUUCUGGCUCUAUGAGGCGACAAUGGAAACCGACCCUAGCGGUCAGCUAGCAUGGUUGGUGGAUGAGCUUGAUGCUGCCGAGACAGCAGGCGAGCGUGUUUGGCUUAUGGGCCACAUGCCUAUGGGCUCUGGUGAUGCUUUCCACGAUGGAUCAAACUACUUCAACCAGAUCAUCCAGCGUUAUGAUGCUACCAUUGCCGCUGUUUUCUACGGCCACACCCACAAGGACGAGUUCGAGAUUGCCUACAGCAACUACUCCAACCCAACUGCUGACACUGCAACCAUGAUGUCGUACAUUGCUCCUGCUCUGACUCCGACAUCAGGCAACCCCACAUUCCGUGUUUACUCUGUCGACCCUGUCACUUUCGGUAUCCUUGAUUUCGAGGUUUACUUCGCCAACAUGUCCAGCCCCACUUACCAGACCAAGCCUACCUGGGAGAAAUACUACUCUGCUAAGGAAGCUUACGGUUCUCUCCUAACCCCGCCUGUCACCGACAGCGCGGCAGAGCUGACUCCUGCUUUCUGGCACAAUGUUACCGUUCUCUUCGAGGAUGAUGACUCCGUCUUCCAGGACUACUAUGCUCGCAAGUCUCGUGGAUGGGAUGUUUCUGAGUGCACAGACUCUGAUGAUGACUGCAAGACCGAUGAGAUCUGUCAGCUCCGUGCCGCAGAGUCCCAGUACAACUGUGUUGAGAUUACUGCUGGUAUUGACUUCAAGAAAGCAAAGCGAUCCAGCUCCAGCAGCAGCUCCCACCAGGAGAGUGCAUGCGGUGAAUCGGUUAUCGGAAGGAUGUUCGCGAACUUUGACGAGUCCGUUGCCUCUCUGAAGACCGCUGCCGAGGCUAAGCUGGGAUCCAGCUUCAUGGACACCACUGUGAACACCACAUUAUCCGUCUAG
Penicillium malachiteum is the source of this 1923-nucleotide messenger RNA. RefSeq names its product sphingomyelin phosphodiesterase. The transcript is spliced from 4 exons. Lineage: Eukaryota; Fungi; Ascomycota; Eurotiomycetes; Eurotiales; Aspergillaceae. Gene Ontology annotation, biological process: sphingomyelin catabolic process. The record is from RefSeq and is a predicted model, not a curated record. Gene Ontology annotation, molecular function: sphingomyelin phosphodiesterase activity. The coding region runs from base 1 to 1923 and encodes 640 amino acids.